UUUGAUUCUGAAAAAUACGUUGAUUUGGUUAAGAAACAUGGUUUGGAAAUUUCACAGCCUGGUGUGGAUCCUAAUAGUCCGUUUACAUGGCAGAUGACAAGGAAAAGACAUGACAGUGAAGUUCACAAGAGCACAGAGGAGAAACCAGGAUGUUAAAUUUCAGUUAAAUUGUUCAAUUUUUGCUACAAAAAUGGAGAAUGAUUCUUCCAAGAAAAUUGAAGUUUCUUCCCUAAACCCCAAUUUACAAUCAAGAGGUGCUUUAGUUGUAUUAGAAGGGUUAGAUCGAAGUCGAAAGAGCUCUCAGUGUAUUCAGCUUCUCUCUCACUUGCAAAGUAUUGGGUGUUCUACUAAGUUAUGGCGGUUUCCGGAUCGAAAUACUGCUGUUGGGCAGAUGAUCUCUACUUAUCUUUCCAAUCAAUCUAAUUUGGAUGAUCAUACUAUUCAUCUUUUGUUCGGUGCUAAUCGUUGGGAGAAAAUAUCAAUGAUGGAAGAAAAGUUGAAAACCCAUCUUCGAGUGAGUGUGAUUAAUCAACCAGUUCACUCAGGCAUAUCUCUAUUUAGUCGCAAUAUGAUCACAAUUCUCUUUGUGCAGGCACCAGAGAUAGGAUUGUUGGCUCCAUACAUGGUCUUAUACCUAGAUAUAUCACCAGAGAUCAAAGCAUAUCCUAAUAUCUUUUUUUUUAUAAAUGCCGAAAGAGGUGGUUAUGGUGAUGAAAGAUACGAGCGUCUUGAUUUUCAAGGGAAGGUCAGAGAAAAAUACCAGGCUCCUCAUGAUGCCUCAUGGAAGGUAAUUUCUAUUCAUGAUUCCUUAAAAACUUAUAGCUUGCAAUGUUUAUUUUGCGAUUUUGGUAAGGCUGUAAGGUUAAUAGGUUUGACAGUGGUGACUUUAUCUUGCAUAGUGUCAUUAGAGUGAUGCUUGCAAUAUUAUGUAGUGCAGGUUAUAGUAUUUUUCUUUU
Molecule: messenger RNA, 956 nt
Organism: Chenopodium quinoa (quinoa)
Lineage: Eukaryota; Viridiplantae; Streptophyta; Magnoliopsida; Caryophyllales; Amaranthaceae
Product: thymidylate kinase-like
Exons: 6
Coding region: 110-913 (267 amino acids)
Biological process (GO): dTDP biosynthetic process; dTTP biosynthetic process; dUDP biosynthetic process
Cellular component (GO): cytoplasm; cytosol; mitochondrion
Molecular function (GO): dTMP kinase activity
Source: RefSeq, a predicted model, not a curated record